AUGGCAAGUACAAAGUAUGAACUUCGAGAGCGGGAUGACAAUAACAUUCCAUCAUCAACGACAUCGAAAUCGUGUCUAAAUCUACAGCUUAUCCGAAAGUUUCGUCAAUAUCCCAUUCAUUCGGGAAUAAUUGUCGCUUUAUCGAUUAUCAUUCUAGUCGCGUUGAUAACAUGUAUUACUGUAUUCACUAAGGAUAGAACAUCACCAACAACUCUAUCGUUGAGUACAGCGACAACUUCAUCGCUGAGUACUUUGACAACAACAACGACGACGACGACAACAACAACUGUGACAAUGACAACAUCCACAUUGACAACACAAACUACAAGCUCAUGCAAUAAAUUUAUGAGACAAAUGAAUUAUUCCACCGGUGCUGGUUCUUAUCCACAUUCCGUAUCUGUAGUUGACAUUGAUCAGGAUGGAAACAUCGAUAUUGUUGUCGCAAAUAAAGGUACGAACAAUAUCGGUAUUUUUUAUAACAAAAGUGAUGCCAAAUUCGAUACUCAAGUUACCUAUCACACUGGAAAUAAGCCAUAUUAUGUAUCUACAGGUGAUUUUGAUGGUGAUCGGAAAGUUGAUAUUGCUGUCGCNCAUAUCUAUACUAGUUACACGACAAAACAAAAAAGUCGAUGA
Molecule: messenger RNA, 633 nt
Organism: Adineta ricciae
Lineage: Eukaryota; Metazoa; Rotifera; Eurotatoria; Adinetida; Adinetidae
Source: the annotation of a GenBank genome assembly